GAGGCGAGACGCGGCGCGGCCGGAGAACCGCUUCGCGCACCCUUCGGGCCAAGCAGGGCCCACGCAGGCGGAUACGGGAUCCUCCUCACACGGCUCUCUCUCUCGCUCUCUCUCUCUCGAGGCGGUAGCGGCGGCGCGAUGGCGGCAACGGCGGUGCCGAAGCGGGAAGCGGCUUCCCGGUCCUCCGGGUCUCCCCUUCCCGAGGCGGACAGUCCCUGGCUCGGAGCGGCGCUGCGGCUGCUGAUCACGCUGGUCCUGAACGCGGCCCGGGCCGAGAAAGAAGCUUUCAUCCAGUCAGAUAGUAUAAUAGAAGUUUUACGCUUUGAUGAAGGAGGCUUAUUACAGACUGAGGCAACUAUUGGCCUUGGUACAUAUCAGCAGAAAAGCAGUGUAUCAAUGUAUCGAGGGAACUGCAGACCGAUUCGGUUUGAACCACCAAUGCUAGAUUUCCAUGAACAGCCAGUUGGGAUGCCAAAAAUGGAAAAAGUUUACUUGCAUAACCCCAGUUCAGAAGAAACUAUUACAUUAGUAUCGAUAUCUGCAACAACCUCACAUUUUCAUGCAUCUUUUUUUCAAAACAGGAAAAUUCUCCCAGGAGGGAACACAUCAUUUGAUGUAGUUUUUCUUGCAAGAAUGGUGGGAAACGUAGAAAACACUUUAUUUAUUAAUACAUCGAAUCAUGGGGUAUUUACUUACCAGGUGUUUGGUGUUGGAGUACCAAACCCCUACAGACUACGCCCUUUUAUAGGGGCAAAAGUUCCUGUAAAUAGCAGUUUUUCUCCUCUAAUAAAUAUACACAACCCCCACAGUGAACCCUUGCAGGUGGUGGAAAUGUAUUCAAGUGGAGGCGAUCUCCACCUAGAGCUUCCAACAGGCCAACAAGGUGGCACAAGAAAACUGUGGGAAAUUCCUCCAUAUGAAACUAAAGGUGUUAUGAGAGCCAGUUUUUCUUCAAGAGAAGCAGAUAAUUACACAGCUUUCAUUCGAAUAAAAACAAAUGCCUCAGACAGCACAGAGUUUAUUAUUCUUCCAGUAGAGGUAGAAGUCACAACAGCCCCUGGAAUUUAUUCAUCAACAGAAAUGCUAGAUUUUGGUACAUUGAGAACACAUGAUCUGCCAAAAAUUUUAAAUCUACACUUGUUAAAUUCAGGAACAAAGGAUGUACCGAUAACUAGUGUUAGACCCACACCACAAAAUGAAGCUAUCACCAUACAUUUCAAGCCAAUUACAUUGCGAGCUUCUGAAAAUAAAUAUACCAAAGUUGCAAGUAUUAGUUUUGAUGCAUCAAAAGCAAAACGACCGCUACAGUUUUCAGGAAAAAUAACAGUUAAAGCAAAAGAGAAGAGUUAUUCAAAACUUGAAAUUCCUUAUCAAGCAGAAGUAUUAGAUGGGUACUUAGGGUUUGAUCAAGCGGCCACAUUAUUUCAUAUCCGUGACAAUCCAGCGGACUCUGUAGAAAGACCAAUCUAUUUAACGAACACAUUCAAUUUUGCAGUCCUCAUUCAUGACAUAACGCUACCCGAAGAAAUCAAACUAAUAUUUAAAGUACACAACUUCAGCAAACCAGUUUUAAUUCCACCUAAUAAAUCCAGAUAUAUUUUCACACUUCAUUUUGUGGCUUCCUUAUCAUCUCUUCAUAUUGAUAACAAUAUUUUGCUCAUUACCAAUGCUUCUAAAUUUCAUCUACCUGUACGAGCAUACACUGGAUUUUUAGAUUAUUUUGUGUUGCCCCCAAAACCUGAAGAGCGGAUCAUAGAUUUUGGCAUCUUAAGUGCCACAGAAACAAAUAGCAUUUUGUUUGCAAUCAUUAACAGCAAUCCAAUUCAGCUGGCUAUAAAAAGCUGGCAUGUGAUAGGAGAUGGCUUGAUCAUAGAACUCCUGGCUGCUGCAAAAGGCAACAGAACGACAAUAAUCGCAAAUCUUCCAGAUCUGGAAAAAGCCACUGCUUUGGAUCAAACGUCAGUAACAUUGAUGCCCAGUUCAUAUACUGUAUUCAGAGUAAGACUGUUACCAAAAGAACUUGAAGGAAUUCAUGAUGGUGCAAUACAGAUCAUAACAGAUUAUGAGAUUUUAACCAUUCCUGUGAAGGCUGUAAUUGCUGUGGGCUCACUUACCUGUUCCCCAAAACAUAUCUUCCUUCCACCUUCUUUUCCCAGCAAGACAGUUCAUCAGAGUUUAAGUAUCAUGAGCUCUUUCUCGCAAAAAGUGAAAAUACAACAGAUCCGUUCGCUCUCUGAAGAUGUCCGGUUUUAUUACAAGAGAUUAAGAAGUAACAAGGAAGAUUUGGAGCCAGGGAAAAAAUCCAAGAUAGCAAAUGUGUAUUUUGACCCUGGUUUACAGUGUGGGAAUCACUGCUAUGUCGGAUUGCCUUUUCUGAGUAAAUCUGAAUCAAAAUUGCAACAUAGUAUGUCUAUGCAAGAAGACGCAUGGGAUUCAGAUUGGGAUUUGCAUGAGAGUUUAUUCAAAGAAUGGAUUGGAAUAAGAGAUCACUCAGGCCAUCAAUUAAGUGCUGUGUUUGAAGUAGACACUGAUCUACAGAAGGCUGUGGCAUCCAAAAUCACAGCAGAAUUGGUCUGGCCCUCCUUAAUUGGUUCAACGCGCUAUUUGGAUUUCUCCCUUACCAACACAAACAGUUCGUCUGAGGAAGAAAUUCUUCUAGAAAAUCCAUCAGAUCUUCCUGUUUUUGUUCAGUUUCUUCCCAUAGCACUGUAUUCCAACCCAUCAGUCUUUGUCGAUAAGCUAAUAGACAGGUUCAAUUUGAGUAAGCCAGCAAGUUUCGAUCUGAGGACACUAGAAUUUCAAGUCUCUAGAAACUGUGGCCAGACUUUGCAGAGCUCCACAGGAUAUGCAGAGGGAUUGUCACGGCAGCUGGUUUUAAAUGUGAUUUUAAAGCCUGGUGAGAAGAAAUUUGUCAGAGUCAAAUUUACUCCAGUUCUUAAUAAAACCGUAUCGUCACUAAUAAUUGUCAGAAAUAAUUUGACUGUGAUAGAUGCUAUAAUGGUUAAAGGACAAGGAACAACCGAGAGCUUGAAAGUUGCAGGGAAGCCACCUGGCCCAGGAAGCUCAUUGCGCUUCAAAAUCACUGAAGCCUUACUAAAAGAUUGUACUGAAAAAACUAAAUUAAAGGAACCAAAUUUUACCUUGAAAAGGACAUUCAGAGUGGAGAACACAGGGCAGCUUCAAGUUAACAUAAAAUCCAUGGAAAUCAGUGGAUAUUUAUGUGAAGGAUAUGGAUUUAAAGUAGUUAACUGUCAAGAAUUUGCACUAAGCGCCAAUGCCUCUAAAGACAUUGUCAUACUGUUUACACCAGAUUUCACUACUUCCAGAGUCAUUCGUGAACUGAAGUUAACUACAUCAGGAGGCUCUGAAUUUGUAUUCAUCUUAAAUGCAUCCCUUCCCUAUCAUAUGUUAGCAACUUGUGCAGAAGCCCUGCCCAGGCCCAACUGGGAGCUGGCACUGUACAUAAUUGUCUCAGGAAUAAUGAGUGCGCUCUUCCUUUUAGUCAUCGGAACAGCCUAUCUAGAAGCUCAAGGAAUUUGGGAGCCAUUCAGAAGGCAACUGUUCUCUGAGGCAUCUAAUCCUCCCUUUGAUAUGGGAAGGCCAUUUGAUCUCAGGAGAAUAGUUGGAAUUUCAUCUGAUGGAAACUUGAAUGCACUUGGAUCAGAUUCUAACCACAGCUCCUCCAGAGGAAUCUAUGGACCAGGCAGUUCCUCAUCACGAUCCAAUGCAGGGAGCCAUAAGCAAUGCAAUUCAACAGCAAACCUACACAGCAAUAGAAAUUCAGUUGAGGCCGAGACUGUGAAGUUUAAAAACAGUCCCAAUGUUGCUAGCAGGACUUCCACGCAGACAGGAUCUGCGCAGUCAGUGAACAGAGCAGGUUCCCUCUUCCUGGACUCCAGUGCUGCAACUCAGAAUCAUGCAGCAAGCAGGAAAUCCAGGGGGGCAAAGCAAAGUCAGCAAUCAAACCAGCAGCAUGCUCCAGUCUUACUAGAGCAACAGUCACCACCGCCACCAACAGUGCCUCAGCCACAAGAUCAGCAGACUGAAAAUCCCCUGACACAGUUGCAGCUUCCCAGCCCUUCACAUUCAGAGUGUGUCAGCAACACAAGGCACAGCUCAGAGGACUCUGACCUUGCUGGUCUUAUAGAAACCAUGGACAAAGACUUUGAUCACCCAGAAUCCCCUUCCCCAGAUGUGUUUACAGAGCAGCCCCCAUCUCCAGUAGCAAAAAAUAAAGGGAAAGGGAAACCAUUUCAACGUAAAUCUAAGCCCCAGAAGAAACGGGAAGAAAAGGAGCGAAGAGGAAAGGGAAAACAGCAAGAAGAUGAACUGAAAGAUUCCUUAGUGGAUGAUGACAGUUCUUCAACAACCACGGAAACCUCCAAUCCAGACACAGAAGCACUUCUGAAGGAGGAGCCAGAAAAGCAAAAGGGAAAACAACCAAUUCCAGAAAAACAGGAAAAUGAAAUGCUACAAGUAAAGCAGAAAAGCAAAAAGUCAGUUAUCAAGAAAGAAGUCCCUGCAGAUGUGAAAUCCAAUUCCUGUGAGAUACCGUGUCCUCCCUUGCUGGAAAAUAAACAGCACAAAAGCUUUUCAACUAAGCUGGCUGCCCGGCAUAUGUUAGCAAAUGGGUUCAAGCCAAGAAACCUUCAGAAAGCGAAAGGUAUCAGUACAAAGCUGAUGGACAGCAGGCCAUCUUCACUGGCAAAGUUUUUCUCUAGUGGCUGCGGUCAGGAGCUGGGAAAUACCAGCAGCUCAGAAGGGGAAAAGGACUCUCCUCCUCCAGAGUGGGAUUCGGUGCCAAUUCAUAAAGCAGGAAGUUCUAGUGACAGCCUUUAUAAGCUGUCCCUGCAAACCCUCAGCGCAGAUGCUUUCUUGAAACAACGACAGACCUCACCAACGCCUGCCUCUCCAUCACCUCCUCCUGCGUCAUUGGCCUUUGUACCACGGAGCACUUACAGCAGUAUUGUGAACAAUUGCAAUGAACCAAAAAGCAAGUUGCUCAGUGGUGCCAAACAUAAGGUGGCCAAGGCAGCCUCACUGCCUGGCAGGAAUGGAAACCCUACAUUUGCUGCUGUAGCUGCGGGUUAUGACAAGAGUCCAGGUGGGAGUGGCCUAACAAAGCCUUCACCGCUUAAAACUGAGGCUACUGGCAGUAUGAAUAUGUCACAUACAGCUGUUGACAGUGAUGGCUCGGACAGUUCUGGUUUGUGGAGUCCUAUAAGUAAUCCUGGUAGUCCAGAUUUCACACCCCUCAACUCAUUCUCAGCAUUUGGAAAUUCUUUUAAUUUAACUGGAGAAGUUUUCAGCAAACUUGGGCUGUCACCGUCGGUUUAUGGUCAGGAUGUUCAGCGAAACUGGAGUGAGUUUAGUGCUGUUCCUUCAUCCAUCUGGGACUCUUCAGCUGCAGACAGGACACCUUCCUGGCCCUCAAGUUCUGGAUCCCCGACUCACACAACUGCAUCUAUCCUUGGCAACCCGAAUGGCCUGUGGUCUGCCAGCACCACUCCAUUCAGCAGUUCCAUUUGGUCGAGUAACCUGAACAACACCCUUCCUUUCAACACUCCCACUAAUACAUUGCCAGAUAUCGAUCUGGGGAGUGAACAUCCUCCUCCACCACCUGCUGCUGCCCCAGCAGUUAGCAAUCCUGGAGACUUGGGACAGGCCUAUAACCCUUGGCGAAUAUGGAGCCCUGCAAUUGGAAGAAGAAGCUCAGAUCCUUGGUCUAACAUGCAUUACCCACAUGAAAAUGGAAAUUAAGCGAAGCAAAAGGACUCUUGUCCAGAUCUGAUCAUGGUAAAUUUCGUAAUAUGCCAAAUCCAGGAACAUAAUUCACAAGCAGUUUGCUACCAUUCCUCCCCCUUGCUCCACCCCCUUCCCCAAACAUCAUUACAAGCCAGUGAUACAUUCAUCUCAUGCUCCUCUUCAAGUUUAUCUGCAAUUAUGGUAGUGUGAGAUUGCUGAUCUGCUUGGAAAAAUUUGGAUGGAGUCAACAAUGAUUCAUCGGAGGCCACUGAGUCUUGGUUCUUUACCAUCUGCCCUUUAAUAUUUUUUUUUAACAAAAACCUGGUUAAGACCCAUAAUGCGGUGAUUUUUAAAUACCACGCUUGGUUUUUAAUUUUUGUUUCCAGUAUUAUGCUCCAAAACAUAAUUUUAAAGAGCACUUUGUGCUAAAAAUGCAGAGUAUUUUUUUAAAAAUAAAGCUGUCUUUGUUUAAAGGCUCUACGAAUGUAAAAAUCUAGGAGCAAAAAUGGCUGAAUGUAAGAGCAUUUUGUUCAAACUAUACAUUUUAUGUGCUGUUUGUACAUUUGUAAACCUGAAUGCAUUUUUAAGUUGAACUGAAAUGUGCAUAGCCAAGACUUGUGAAUAAAACAAGAUUCCUUGUGCUUUUCUUACCGAUACAACUUUGAGUUGUACUUGAAAAAUAAA
Molecule: messenger RNA, 6429 nt
Organism: Gekko japonicus
Lineage: Eukaryota; Metazoa; Chordata; Lepidosauria; Squamata; Gekkonidae
Gene: TMEM131
Product: transmembrane protein 131
Exons: 41
Coding region: 139-5760 (1873 amino acids)
Cellular component (GO): membrane
Source: RefSeq, a predicted model, not a curated record